Zea mays is the source of this 1979-nucleotide messenger RNA. Its product is annotated as Nuclear transcription factor Y subunit A-10. The record is from RefSeq and is marked validated. Gene Ontology annotation, molecular function: DNA-binding transcription factor activity. NCBI's taxonomy places the organism in Eukaryota, Viridiplantae, Streptophyta, Magnoliopsida, Poales, Poaceae. Gene Ontology annotation, biological process: regulation of DNA-templated transcription. Bases 417 to 1442 code for a protein of 341 amino acids. The transcript is spliced from 6 exons.
AUAUAUAUAUAUAUUUAAAAAGUUCUCCGUCAAUUUAUACAUCUUCAUCCUCGUAUUCGAACCCACACGGUGACCAGUCUACUUGGUAGGAGGGAGAGGCGGCCUGAGUCCUGGACUCCUGGUCCCUCCCGCUGGGGCUGGGCUACCUCGUUCGCUUCGCUGCCUCUGCCUACUCCUCUCUCCCCUCUUUCUCCGCUCAUGUGCUGGUCCAUCGUCUGCCUCCUCGGUUUGUCCUGAAUCCUUGGACAGACGCACACAGGCUCAGCUCAGGCGGUUGCUGGAUCCUUUGGCGUUCCCCAUCCGGCCAAGAAUCCUGCAAGAGCCUGCUUGGAGUUGGAGCCGGCCAAACCUGCUGCCGUCGACGUCUCGGGCGAGGCAGCCUUGAGCAUCAGUCUCCUUGACGAGGCAAGCAGGCCAUGAUGAGCUUCAAGGGACACGAGGGGUUCGGUCAGGUGUCCGGAGCCGGGAUGAGCCAGGCCUCCCAUGGCGCCGCGCCUGCCGGAGCCCCGCUGCCGUGGUGGGCUGGGGCCCAGCUGCUGUCCGGCGAGCCGGCGCCCCUGUCCCCGGAGGAGGCGCCCCGGGACACCCAGUUCCAGGUCGUGCCGGGGGCCUCUCAGGGCACGCCGGAUCCAGCGCCGCCCAAGGGAGGGACACCUAAGGUCCUCAAGUUCUCUGUGUUCCAAGGGAAUUUGGAGUCGGGUGGUAAAGGAGAGAAAACCCCAAAGAACUCUACCGCUGUCGUUCUGCAGUCGCCAUUCGCGGAAUACAAUGGUCGUUUCGAGAUCGGUCUCGGUCAAUCUAUGCUGGUCCCUUCCAGUUAUUCUUGUGCUGACCAGUGCUAUGGCAUGCUUACGACUUAUGGAAUGAGAUCCAUGUCUGGUGGGAGAAUGCUGUUGCCACUAAUUGCGCCAGCCGAUGCACCCGUUUAUGUGAACCCGAAACAGUACGAAGGCAUCCUCCGUCGUCGCCGUGCUCGCGCUAAGGCGGAGAGCGAGAACAGGCUCACCAAAGGCAGAAAGCCUUAUCUCCAUGAGUCGCGCCACCUCCACGCGAUGCGCCGGGUGAGAGGCUCCGGCGGGCGCUUCCUCAACACGAAUAAAGGAGGGCACGGCACGGACGUUGCUGCAAACGGGGGCAGCAAGAUGGCGGCGGCGGCGGCACCAUCCCGUCUCGCCAUGCCCCCUAGCGCUGAGCCUCCAUGGCUGUCAGGGCUCAGCGACGGCAGCAACCCGUGCUGCCACUCCCGGAGUAGUGUCUCCAGCUUGUCCGGGUCCUACGUGGCGAGCAUCUACGGUGGCUUGGAGCAGCACCUCCGGGCGCCGCCCUUCUUCACCCCGCUGCCGCCCGUCAUGGACGGCGACCACGGCGGCCCCACGGCCGCCACCAUCUCCUCCUUCAAGUGGGCGGCCAGCGACGGCUGCUGCGAGCUCCUCAGGGCGUGAACCGAGGAGGGAGGGGAUGGCUACUCAGACGAACGGCCUUCUCCCCGAUGGCUGGUUGUCUGUAGGCAAAUCAUUCUUGGCUGUUCUGCAUUGGGGUGCGACCUACACAUCAUCCGCCUACCGUACCUACCCCACCCGUGUCCCUGAAAUUCCAGGGUGCUUGGGUUACUUACAGGGGUCUUGUGUGGUGAUGUGGCUCCCCCAUAUGCAUUUGCUGUAACAUAGCGUACCCAAACCACUGUUGCUUGGUACUUCUCGCUAUCACUGCCUCAUCAGUAUGGAUUCUGCAUUUCUGCGUUGUCACAGUGUAUGAAUAAUUGAGGCGUCAGACUUCAGGGUUGCUCCAGUUCUUGGAGAUAGGUCUGGGUUUGUUUGAAGCUUGCCUGGAGGUCUGAAACUUUGUGUUUGGUGAAGAUGCUACGUUAUUGCAGUUUGAAUCUGUAAGUUUGGGAUCAGCAUUCAGUUGUUGCAUCGUCUGUGCUCUGGUGCCGAGGUGUUCGUUCUGAAUAUUUGAUUCAAUUCAAAAUCUUCAGCUAA